Messenger RNA from Bombus huntii, 1203 nucleotides. RefSeq names its product apolipoprotein D-like. The record is from RefSeq and is a predicted model, not a curated record. Lineage: Eukaryota; Metazoa; Arthropoda; Insecta; Hymenoptera; Apidae. The transcript has 4 exons. Gene Ontology annotation, molecular function: pigment binding. The coding region runs from base 19 to 930 and encodes 303 amino acids.
GGCAGAUCAACGGUAGACAUGAUCGGCAAGAUAGUUCUGAUACUUUCGGCUUUGGCUCUGGCUCGAGCCCAGAUACCCAGUCUGGGUUUCUGUCCAGAUUACGUACCUAUGGCGAACUUUGACAUGUCUAAGUUUUUGGGUAUCUGGUACGAAGCUGAGAGAUACUUUCAACUGACAGAAGUAGUAUCACGAUGCGUAAUGGCAAAUUACACGGUGGGUCCUGACGGCAAGUACCGAGUCAGCAACGAAGUUACAAAUAGAUUCACGGGGAUCAAGAGAGUGUUAGAGGGUGAAAUCAAGAAAGCCGCCUCGAAAGCCGAAGAAGGAAAACUAAUCGUAAAAUACACGAUACCAUUGACUCCUGAAACCAAGUAUUCUGUACUCGAAACGGACUACGAUUCUUACGCGGUUCUGUGGAGUUGUUCCGGUAUCGGUCCGUUCCAUACGCAAAACGCCUGGGUUAUGACAAGAGAAAGAUUAGCACCGGGAACAGUCUUACAGAAGGCUUACGCCGUCCUUGACAGUUACAAGAUUUCCAAAACGUUCUUCGUAAAGACGGAUCAGCAAGACUGUGCUUACUUAGAUACGCCAAAACCACUGGAGACAUCAGAGAUACAAGGCGAUCAAGCUCCUGUAGAAGCUCCGCAGAAAGAUACCGAAAAUGUUAGAGCCGCUGUAGUGCCAGAUGCACCGGAAGUGAUCGUCGAAAUGAACACGAAGGAGGACGAAAAGUUGACGAAAAAGUCUCAAACUGCUGAAAACGCGAAGAAGAAGGCGGUUAACACGGUUCCCGUUCGAAUCAUGGAAGUGGCUGAUGCCGUGAAAGAAGAUAUACCGACGAAGAAUGCGAAGAUAAAAGAGGAGAAAAACGACGAGCCUAUGAAAGAGGGAGUCGACGAAAAUAUGAAGCAAGUGGAAAAGAUUGCGUGAAAAUAACGCUUGAAAAUGAAAUUUAUACUCGUCUCGUUCGAGACACUUCGCGUAGAUUAUUAUCGUUUAGUUCAGUUUCGGGCUUGUAGCGGUUUCGUUCUGUCGAAACCAGUCUCGCCUGAGUUUCAUGUUCGUUAUUCAUUCAUUUCCAAGGAUUAUCACUUUCAUGGUUCGUGGAGGGAUAGGAGGGUAUUUGUUUUAAUUUUUGUACAAAUGUAAAAAAAAAGAACGAUAAAAGUUAAAUAAAUUGUUACAUAAAAUGUUGCUAUGAAA